AUGCCAACAAUAAAUGUCUUACCAACCUCUGCUGCGGAAUUGCAGGAAAUUGCAGAUAUUCUUGCGAAAUCAAGAAAGGUUGUGGUUGUGACAGGAGCUGGAAUCAGUACGAAUGUCGGAAUACCUGACUUUCGUUCCGAACAUGGACUUUAUUCCAUGAUACAAGCUCAAUAUGAUGCUGCACUGGAAAAUCCACCUUGGGAAAUUAAUGAUUAUGAUAUUGAUGAUCGACCGAAGAAGAAAAGACGUGUCACGGAGCGCUAUUAUUACGAACUUGUGACGGCUGAUGGUGUAAGGGUAGAGCUGCCACCUGAAGAAUCAUCCGAAUUGCCCUCUGAGCAACCCUCUGAGCAGUCUUCUCAGCAGUCUUCUCAGAAAUCCUCCCAACCGCAAUCAAAAGAAGCUUCGGCGCAACCAGAAACACCUGCUCUAGCUCCAUCGAGAAGAAGUUCUCGCAGGCAUACGUCCUUGGUACAGGAUAACCUCAAAAGUGAAUCUCAGAAACCGAGUGUGAGAAGUCCAGCUGCUAUAGACUCUAAUGCCCCGACCACAAGCGACAAUCUAAUAUUACCCCUGAAGCGUCAAACUCGAAACGCUUCUUCGGCGCAGGACAAUUCUAUCAAAGAAUCUCCAAACCCAAAUUUGAAGGGCCAAUCUGCUCAUAAUCUGCAUGAUUCUCUCUCUCAGGCUACAUCCACCAAUACACCACAUUUGUUGCCUCUGAAAAGGCAAACGUCUAAGUCUCGAACCUCUAUUCUGGCGCAAGAUGGCGUCAAGAUUGAAUCGCCAAAACCUAACAUCAAGGGCAAGUCUUCCAAACUUCGGGCUAUUCGAGCUUGUGAUAGAUGUCGAGUUCGAAAGAUUAAGUGUGGUGACACCCGACCAAGCUGUGAGCCAUGUGCCAAAUCCAAAGUUGAAUGUAUUACCACCGAAACCCCCAAUCGACGAGUAUCUCAAAUUCAAGAGACUAAAUCUCAUGAAGAAAUAAAUCCAUCAACAGAAAUGGAACUCGAUUCGGAAGGUUCCAAUAUUGAAGAUAAUGCUUCACAACAAUUACUUCAAGAAUCGAAUGAAUACUCGUCUCAAUAUUCAUCGGAAUAUUCUCGGUUGCCCCAGGACUUGGAGUCAAUUGACAAUAAACAGAAAAGAGCUCGACGUUCACUCCGAACAAGCUCUCCCUUCUCUACAGCAAAGGAAGAAAAUUCCAACCCAACAAGAAUUUCUUCCGAUUCUUCCUUAACAAAUUCAUUACGACGUGAAAGUCGUCUUCGGUCGACGAUUCAAGCCUCAACCACCAAUCAAAAACCUAUUCCUUCAAACCCACGAACCCUUCAAAGGUCCUCAUCACUUAUACCUUCUGUCGCCAAUUCAAUUAUUGAAAGCAAGACUUCACGACAAUCAGUGAGAUCACGAGCUGAUAGUUUACCUCCACAACUCACAGAACAAUCCUCUUCACUUCUCAGGAAAUCUUCUCGAAGAAAUACACCUGCAUUUGAACUUUCCAACAGCAAACUCUCUUCAUCCACAAAUACUGAAAGUGCAUCUACAACUGGGAGCGCCACACCUUCAGUUUCAUCAAGUGAUUGUAGUAGCAACAACAACAACAAUAACAAACGAAAUUUAUCAAGUGAAGUCAGUUCCGUCACAACUGCUUCCGAAUUUGAAGAACCUCCUUCACAAUCAUCUCAAUCAUCUUCAUCACGUACAUUACCAAAUCUCAAAGGGAAAGAUCUAUUUGACUCAGUCAUUUGGUCCGAUCCUUUCUCAACCUCUAUCUUUUACAUGUUCAUCUCCAAUUUUCGUCGCAGAAUUAAGAACGAUGUCAAGUCUACCACCACCACCCACCAAUUUAUCCGCUCUCUCCGAGACAACGGUCGCCUCGUCCGGAAUUACACACAAAAUAUCGAUUGCCUCGAAGAACGCGAAGGACUCACUACGGAUCUCGAACUUGGCGCGGGUGAUCGCACGCGUUUUCAAACCAAAAUCCAAGGCAAAUCACUCACGGCAGGAACAGAUGAACGAGGAGGAAAAGAAACCCCUCCUGCAACUGGAGUAGAGUGCGUUUUGCUACACGGGUCACUUCGUAAGUUGCGAUGCGGUGUAUGCUCGAAACUUACCAGUUGGGAUGAAGAAGAUAGGGAGACUACUACAAUGGCUGGGUCUGCUCCAGAUUGUCCUUCUUGCAUUUCCAGCUCUAUAUCACGUCAAGACAAAGGUCGCAGAGGUUUGGCUGUGGGGAGAUUGAGGCCUGAUAUUGUUCUUUAUGGAGAAGAACAUCCGCACGCAAAUUUGGUUGGGCCAUUAAUUAUUCACGAUCUGAAAUUAGGUCCAGAUGUCCUUCUUAUACUUGGAACUAGUUUGAGAGUUCAUGGGCUCAAGAUUAUGGUUAAAGAAUUCGCACAAGCUGUACAUGCCAGAGGAGGAAGUGUCAUUUUCGUUAAUCAAACCAAGCCACCCGAGAGUCAAUGGGGCGAUGUAAUCGACUAUUGGGUAGAAUGGGAUUGUGAUGCAUGGGUGCUGGACUUGAAAGAGAGGCGAAGUGAUAUCUGGCAGCCAUAUACAAAUGUCACACAAAACGUUGCCAGCAAGGAUCCGGUGCCUUCCAAGCAGCGUAAUCCAUCUGAUAAGAUACCACCAUACCGUCCACAGUGCAAGAGAGACGAUAAGACAAAUGCAGUUCAUUUCACAUUCAAGAUCCUCGACGACCUUCGGAAACUCAAAGAUGCCGAAGGGAAUGGAUCGGUACGACCUAUGUACUGGGUGCCUUUUGAUCGUAGGCCUUUCAGAGCUUCCACUGGCCAAAUACCAGAAAAUCAACCGAUUAAAAAGUCUCGAGCUUCAGUAUUACCCAUCAGAAAAGGUCGAAAAUCUCUCCCAGCUUCAUCAUCUAUCAAAAUUCCUACAACGGCCACAACUAGCAAAUCCCAAAGACGGAAGACUAUCCCCGACAAAACACCUGCGAAAACGCAACCAACUGAACCACAUCGCAGUGGUGCCUGGCUUGAAGAUUCUCUCUUGAAAAUUGUCCGUAGACUCACCAACAACACGCUCUCUGAAGACCUUCUAGAAGACUUACGCGGCAGAGUCCCAUUCGAACAACUUGCUGAAAAUGUACCAGGGAACAGCAUAGGAUACAAGAGAUCUUUCUCAGAUGUUGGCAUCGAUGGUGCUUUGGAAGGAAUUGGUCUGCCAAAUAUGCGCGGACUGUUAGAUUCGAGUAUUAGUAUCAAAGGAAUGAGUUUGAGUAGCUUGCCUCCGACUGGAUCUCUAGAAUCGGGAAGGAAAGAUUUGGGGAAAGAAAAGGGAAAGAUGAGUGAUAGAGGGGAGAGGGAGAGUGCUACUUUGCCGCGAGAACAGACCUCCCAAGAAGAUCAGAAUACCAUUGUCGUGCAGUCCAGACAGGUACAGGCCAUGAAACAUUCGUAUGGAACGAGAAGUAAACGGAAUAGUAUGGAGAUUGGUGUUGAGGAUAUGGGUGUAGGUGGGACUAGCAAUGCGGAAGAUACAAUUGUCGUUCUUACUAGGGAUAGGAUGAGUAUUGGAGCGGUUUGUAAUGAUAGAUGA
Messenger RNA from Botrytis porri, 3564 nucleotides. RefSeq lists its product as uncharacterized. The transcript is spliced from 2 exons. Gene Ontology annotation, biological process: regulation of DNA-templated transcription. Bases 1 to 3564 code for a protein of 1187 amino acids. Gene Ontology annotation, molecular function: zinc ion binding; NAD+ binding; DNA-binding transcription factor activity, RNA polymerase II-specific. Lineage: Eukaryota; Fungi; Ascomycota; Leotiomycetes; Helotiales; Sclerotiniaceae. The record is from RefSeq and is a predicted model, not a curated record.